GGAGAGCCUUUCUACCUUUUAGCUUUGUGUUCGACUUAAAAUAGAGUUUGGAUUGAAACCUUCAGCCGAGAAACAGGACAUAAUACAGAUAGGCACCGUUUGUAAACUCCCAUAUUUUCAAGUAACGUAGAUCUAUAAUAGCCAUAAACUGGGUAUGGUUUGGUUUAUUUCAGUACAUGGAUUGUUUAUGUCUUUCACUCGAUCUUGUUGAAGUAAUUUCAGAAUCCAUUUCAAAUGAGAAAUUUAAUUCGAUAUUCUGAUCCAUGUUCAAUAUCUCAGUUAUCCUCCGACUGACAUUCCCUUGUUUCCAGGAAGAGAAGUUUUACCUUGCCGUGGUGGCUCUCAAGAAAUCAGACUUAGAACCUGUGGAAGAGAUGCUUGCUACUGUUUGCCCAUUUUAUGGGCUUUGUUGUUCUCAAAGAUACUAAAAUUUGUUUGUUCUUGCUUCUAGUGUUGGGUUCCUAGCAAUAACUUUCUCUUCCCCAAAAAAGUUUUGGGUUCUUUUGGUAUUUAUGCACUUCAUUACUAUAAUAAAAUAAAUAAUACAGUUUGCA
Molecule: messenger RNA, 554 nt
Organism: Rubroshorea leprosula
Lineage: Eukaryota; Viridiplantae; Streptophyta; Magnoliopsida; Malvales; Dipterocarpaceae
Source: the annotation of a GenBank genome assembly